Penicillium expansum is the source of this 1362-nucleotide messenger RNA. RefSeq lists its product as uncharacterized. The transcript is spliced from 3 exons. Gene Ontology annotation, biological process: lipid metabolic process. Bases 1 to 1362 code for a protein of 453 amino acids. Gene Ontology annotation, molecular function: phosphoric diester hydrolase activity. The record is from RefSeq and is a predicted model, not a curated record. NCBI's taxonomy places the organism in Eukaryota, Fungi, Ascomycota, Eurotiomycetes, Eurotiales, Aspergillaceae.
AUGAGGUGGUCUACUAUUGUUCUCGGCUUCAUCGCUGUUGCCGUGGCCCAGGGCUCGUCUACCGAAUCCUCAUCCACGCAGUCGGGAAAGACGACCACCGAUGGAGCCACGGUUGUGUCAAUCACAACUCCCGUGGCCAUUCCCUCGGGUACCUACCAAGACUACAGUACAACAAUCACACUAAGUGAUGGGGAUAAGUCGACCAUCACAUCGACCACCCAACACAAUGGUACAAUGACUACCUCCAACCAUACGGCUGUCACCACGACUUCCGACUCCUUGACUUUGUUGGUGGGCGGCGGAGGAACAACCGUGAUCGGGAAUAAUAGCAUGAAUGCGACUGCGACGACGACUAGCACAGCUACAAAUACCCCUGUCGUCAACACCCGCCCUUGCAACAACUAUCCCGAAUUCUGUGCUAGGAAGUACUCCAACAUUACCAUGGUCGCAGCCCACAACAGCCCGUUCGUGCGCAAGAACAACGUCGCCGCCAACCAGGUGCUGGAUGUGACAACACAGUUGAACGACGGAAUUCGCACACUGCAAUUCCAAACUCACUACGAGAAUGACACAAUGUACCUGUGCCACACAUCCUGCCAAUUACUCGGUGUCGGCACCCUCGAAGCAUACCUCACCGACGUCAACACAUGGAUGCGGAAGAACCCAUACGACGUGGUGACCUUCGUCAUCGGCAACUACGACUAUGUGUCGCCCGGUAACUUCACCGCCCCGAUCUUCAACUCCGGAUUGAAGGACCUGAUCUACACACCCUCCAAGAUCCCGAUGGCCCUGAACGACUGGCCCACUCUCUCGGAGAUGAUUCUCAAGCAGAAGCGCGCAGUCUUCUUCAUGGAUUACCAGGCUAACCAGACCGCGUACCCGUGGCUGAUGGAUGAGUUCUCACAGGUGUGGGAAACGCCCUUCUCACCCACGGACCCCACCUUCCCCUGCACGCAGCAACGCCCACCCGGUCUGUCCGAAGCAGCUGCUAAGAACCGCAUGUACAUGGCCAACCACAAUCUGAACCUGCAGUUGAACUUAGGUUCUUUGAGCUUGUUGAUUCCGAAUACUGCUCAGCUUGAUGAGACGAAUGCUGUGAAUGGCAGUGGUAGUCUGGGCGCAAUGGCUGAGAAUUGUACCGCAAUGUGGGGCCGUCCUCCCAACAUGCUUCUGGUCGAUUACUAUAACUACGGUAACUUCAACGGCUCGGUCUUUGAGGUCGCUGCCGAGAUGAACAAUGUCACUUAUAAUGGUAAAUGCUGUGGCAAGACGUCUGGCGCAUUGCGCGGGGUUUCUCUCGCUGGUAUGUCGACGGUGCUUUUGGUGGCAGUGGGAGUGCAGAUGGUGAUGCCUGCGUUCUGA